This is a messenger RNA of Acaulospora morrowiae, 154 nucleotides long. The record is from the annotation of a GenBank genome assembly. Lineage: Eukaryota; Fungi; Glomeromycota; Glomeromycetes; Diversisporales; Acaulosporaceae.
AUGGUAACUUUAUAUGGGAAUGAUACCGAUACGGAUUCUAUUAUUCCAUGGAAAAGUAUGACCCAGGAGACUGCCACCACCUCUUUUACUUCUAUUUUUAGUAUCGAGGAGACUGAUGAACUAAACAAGUACCGCCAUUUUUGGUGGAAAACUG